AUGGCAUCCAACACCGACAAGAAGCCCGUCAUCAUCGUAGGCGCGGGGCUCGCAGGCCUCGUCGCCGCAUUCGAGCUCACCCAGCAGAACGUGCCCACCAUCAUCGUCGACCAGGAAAAUGCUGCCAAUCUGGGCGGCCAGGCGUUCUGGUCGCUGGGGGGCCUGUUCUGCGUCAAUUCGUCCGAGCAGCGCCGCAUGGGCAUCAAGGACUCGCGCGAGCUGGCGAUGCGCGACUGGUUCGGCUCCGCCCGCUUCGACCGCGACAAGGAAGACUACUGGCCGCGCAAGUGGGCCGAGGCGUUCGUCAACUUCGCCACCGACGAGAUGGAGAGCUACGUCAAGGCGCGCGGAAUAGGGUUCCUGAUGAACGUGGGCUGGGCGGAGCGCGGCGACGGGCGGGCGGACGGGCACGGCAACUCGGUACCCCGCUUCCACAUCACCUGGGGGACCGGGCCGGAGGUGGUGCGCGUCUUUGCCGAGCCCGUCAAGGCGGCCGAGAAGAAGGGCCUCGUCGAGUUCAGACACCGGCAUAUGGUGGACGAGAUCAUCGUCGACGAGAAGACGGGCCGCGCCGUGGGGGUCAGGGGACGGGUGCUGGAGCCAGACGAUUCGCCGCGAGGAGUCAAGUCGUCGAGGAAUGUCGUGGGUGAUUUUGAGAUCUACGGCUCUGCCGUGCUGGUCUCCUCGGGCGGCAUUGGCGGCAACGUCGAGAAGGUCAAGGCAUGCUGGCCCGUUGAGCGCCUCGGACCUAAAGUCCCCGAGAACUUUGUCAUCGGUGUGCCGGCACAUGUCGACGGCCGCAUGAUCGACAUCGCCGAAGCCGCGGGUGCCAAUGUCAUCAACCGCGACAGGAUGUGGCAUUAUACCGAGGGGCUCCAGAAUUGGGACCCCAUCUGGCCCGAUCACGGCAUCCGCGUCCUGCCCGCACCGUCCUCCCUAUGGCUCGACGCCACCGGUAAGCGCCUGCCGCCGUUCCUCUAUCCCGGCAGCGACACUCUGGCGACGCUCAAGUACAUCUGCAGCACGGGUUACGACUACACGUGGUUCAUUACCGACCAGACCAUUGUCGCCCGCGAGUUCGCCCUUUCGGGCUCGGAACAGAACCCGGACUUGACCAAUAAGUCCAUCUGGCAGCUUCUCACCCAGCGCGUCUUCGGUUCCCAAGGCACCGUGCCCGUGCAGAAGUUUGUCAAGCACGGCGUGGACUUUGUCGUGCGCGACAAUCUCGAGGACCUCGUCAAGGGCAUGAACGAGCUGGUCUCCACGGUGCCCGGCGCCCCGCAGCUCGACUACGCCCAGGUCGUCGAGGUCGUCAAGGCGCGGGACGGGCAGUUUGAGAACACGUACUCCAAAGACGCCCAGGCGAUGCUGAUCCACAACGCGCGGACCUACUGGCCCGACAAGCGGAGCCGCGUCGCGGUGCCGCACCGGCUAUUGGACGUCAAGAACCACGGCCCACUGAUCGCGGUGAGGAUGAACCUGCUGACGCGGAAGACGCUCGGCGGGAUCGAGACGAACCUGGACAGCAACGUGAUGCGCCCCGACGGGACGGCGUUUCCGGGGUUAUAUGCCGCGGGCGAAGCGGCCGGAUUCGGCGGCGGCGGCGUACACGGGUACAGCUCACUCGAGGGUACGUUCCUCGGAGGGUGCAUCUUCUCGGGGCGCGCGGCGGGGCGGGCUAUGGCAAGGGAGUUUUUGGGCGAGGGGGCCAAGGGGACAGAAUGA
This is a messenger RNA of Thermothelomyces thermophilus ATCC 42464, 1725 nucleotides long. RefSeq names its product fumarate reductase/succinate dehydrogenase flavo protein-like protein. Gene Ontology annotation, molecular function: oxidoreductase activity, acting on the CH-CH group of donors. The coding region runs from base 1 to 1725 and encodes 574 amino acids. The record is from RefSeq and is a predicted model, not a curated record. NCBI's taxonomy places the organism in Eukaryota, Fungi, Ascomycota, Sordariomycetes, Sordariales, Chaetomiaceae. The transcript has a single exon.